Microdochium trichocladiopsis is the source of this 426-nucleotide messenger RNA. RefSeq lists its product as uncharacterized. The transcript is spliced from 2 exons. The record is from RefSeq and is a predicted model, not a curated record. NCBI's taxonomy places the organism in Eukaryota, Fungi, Ascomycota, Sordariomycetes, Xylariales, Microdochiaceae. The coding region runs from base 1 to 426 and encodes 141 amino acids.
AUGACGGCGCAACCAGAAGUCUCCCACGGCCGCGGCGGAGCCGGCAACAUCAACCCCGACGCCACCGAGUACGUCGAUGGCGGCAUCACGCGGCAGGGCGUCGAGGGCCCGCACGGCGACGGCGCAUUCAGCACGGGACGUGGAGGCGGCGGCAACAUCGGCGACGCAGGCACGCCACCCGCCCCAGUCCGCGCAGACAAGGACGUCAUCCCGGAAGCCGCCGUGCGCGCCUCCCUCGACAGCAACCACCACACGGGCCGCGGCGGCGCCGCCAACGUGCAGCUCACGGGCGCCGAUGCAAAGGCGACCACGGCCUCCUCUGGCGGCAAGGUCCUGGACGGCCACCCGGAGUCGACGCCCGGCGGCGCCACCCACCACAUCAGCCUCGCCGACAAGCUCAAGCACAAGCUCUUUGGCAAGAAGUGA